AGUCUGCCUCUUGGGCCAGUCACAUAAUUUGCAUGGAGAGAAUGGGGCCCCUCCAGAGCUCACCCCUCCCUCCCCAGCAGGGGUAGUCUUCCCCUGGGCUGAGAUCUGACAGCAGGUGGAGGCAGCAGCCGCAGGUGCCUAGGUGCUGGCUCACUGUUCCCAGGAGGAUGCCCCGCGCCUUCCUGGUCAGGAGCCGGCGUCCACAGCCACCAGACUGGGGCCACCUGCCUGACCAGCUCCGGGGAGAUGCCUAUGUCCCAGACUGCAGCAACCUGGGCAGGCCAGCGGCUCACCAGUCUUCCAGCCUUGGGGACUCUUGGGCAGCGCCCACGCAAGACACGCUGGCCGCGGCUCCUACGGGUCCUGGAACACUUGGCUGCCCGCUCUGCCCCAAGGCUUUCCCACUGCAGCGCAUGCUGACGCGGCACCUCAAGUGCCACAGCCCCGCGCGCCGGCACGUAUGCUGCUGUUGCGGCAAGGGCUUCCACGACGCCUUCGAUCUCAAGCGCCAUAUGAGGACUCACACAGGAAUCCGGCCUUUCCGCUGCGGAGCUUGCGGAAAAGCAUUUACUCAGCGUUGCUCGCUCGAAGCGCAUCUUGCCAAGGUGCACGGGCAGCCCGCCAGCUACGCUUAUCGCGAGCGCCGCGAGAAACUGCACGUGUGCGAGGACUGCGGCUUCACUAGCUCGCGGCCCGAUGCCUACUUGCAGCACCGCACCCUGCACCGCACUACAUGAGAGGGUGCACCCAGCAUCCUACCCGUGAAGCAA
Messenger RNA from Choloepus didactylus (southern two-toed sloth), 770 nucleotides. RefSeq names its product ovo like zinc finger 3 (gene OVOL3). The transcript is spliced from 4 exons. Gene Ontology annotation, biological process: regulation of transcription by RNA polymerase II; epidermal cell differentiation. The record is from RefSeq and is a predicted model, not a curated record. NCBI's taxonomy places the organism in Eukaryota, Metazoa, Chordata, Mammalia, Pilosa, Megalonychidae. Gene Ontology annotation, molecular function: DNA-binding transcription factor activity, RNA polymerase II-specific; RNA polymerase II cis-regulatory region sequence-specific DNA binding. The coding region runs from base 168 to 737 and encodes 189 amino acids. Gene Ontology annotation, cellular component: nucleus.